AUGUCUCGGUGGAAGAUUUUUUCAAGUAGUUUACUAUUAAUUUUGUGGGGUUGCAUAAAUAAUGUUGGCACCUAUCCGAGUGGUGCACCUAUAUCCACUUGCGAAGACAUGGUGCCUCGACAUUUGAAUUUUGUACCACAAACAAGUUCGUCGCCAUAUUUCCUUCAACCGGCUACUCUGUCUGUCAAAGCCGGUGAUAAGUUAAAGAUAAUGUUAUCAUCUCAAGAAGAUGCCGAAUUUAUUGGAUUCAUGAUGCAAGCGAGAUCACCGAAAAUGCCCGGUGAACCUCUCGGAGGUUUUUUAAAUUUACCAGAAACAACAAAAGCCAUAACUUGCGGUCCGAGUCCCACAGCCACGCAUAAAGAUCGAAACAAACUUAAAAAUUUAGAGCUUGAAUGGGAGGCGCCAUCUUUUUACGAAGGUCCCGUCGUUUUUAAUGCGACCUUUGUGCAAAAUGGUGCCACUUUUUGGGUAGGAGUCGAAUCUCAACCAGUAACAGUCGUCAAAAGAUCACUUCCGGUAAAUAAUAAUGAUUUUCAAGGUGGAAUUUCAACGACUAAAACUCCCGUAAGAUUAACAACGAUUCCAAAUUACACUCUCAAACCGGAAACAAAGAAUGGAGAAAAAUCAGAACCGAUUUACGAUGGUUGCGGAAGCAUAAAAAGUUGUUUUGGUAUUCCUGAUGGUUGCGUCGAUAGUAAAUCGUGCACGGUUUUGGCAACAACCUUUGUGAAAGGUGAUAAUUUUGAAUUUGAAUUGAUGGCGAAAAACAGUUCGAAAGGUUCACCUAAAUAUGUUGCUUUAGGUUUAUCAGAUGAUCAAAAAAUGGGUGGUGACAGCGUUAUGGAAUGCGUUGUGGAUAAUCCUAGUAAAGUUAAUGUUUACAUGUCGAGCAACAUUGAGGGAAAAAAAGGCAAUGAAAGAUUAAAUAAUUUAAGCGACAAAGUUUCUUUAAGACAUUCUAAAUACUCAGAUGGAUCCAUUUAUUGUAAAUUUACCAGAGACCCGGUGACGACGGUCAAAGGAAAAGAAUACGAUCUGGUACAGGAAAAAUAUUACCUUCUUUUGGCAUCGGGAACUUCAUUAAAAGAUAAUGGGCAAAGAGUCGGAUGGCAUGACAUCGGGUAUCAAUCAUCGGAUAGUUUAAGGUACUUAUCGGAAGUAGGCUCACUUUCCGGUAGUUCCGAUCUUCUUUAUCGUCUUCACGGAGCAUUCAUGGUUGCUUCUUGGAUCGGUUUUACCAGUGCUGGAAUUCUUUUGGCACGAUACUUUAAAAUGACAUGGGUCGGAAAAAGAUUUUGCGGAAAAGAUCAAUGGUUUAUCUGGCAUAGAGCAUUUAUGGUAUCGACGUGGUCACUUACAAUUGCUGCUUUUGUAAUGAUUUUCGUAGAAAUUCAAGGUUGGUACAGCGAAACAAGUAAUCCGCAUGCCAUAUUAGGAUGCAUCACGACCGGCCUUGCAUUCAUUCAACCUUUUGGAGCGGCUUUGAGGCCUAGCCCAGACUCUCCCAAAAGACCAAUUUUCAAUUGGUUACAUUGGCUCGUUGGAAAUUGCGCUCACAUUUUAGCAAUCGUAACGAUAUUUUUUGCCGUAAAAUUAAACAAAGCCAGAUUGCCAGAAUGGAUGGAUUGGAUUCUUGUGGCAUACUUAUUCUUUGACGAGUUUAAAUUUUAUUUCGUUAAUCGACAGAUGAUCGGAUGCUUUAGCGAUGGACAAAUGGAAAAAAGAGUUAAUGAUUUUCCAAUGAAAGAUAUGGCAUCUGCAAGAACUCCAUUACACAUGUUGGACAGAAAACGUGACGCACCACAUUCUUAUCUACGUAGAUUUUUAUUAGCCAUUUAUUUAACGGUUAUAUUAAUAUUAACGGCCGUUUUAAUCGUCAUCAUCGUAAUGGCACCCAUCGAAGAACAUUGGGUUUAUAAAGAAGCUAAAAAAUUACUCGUAGACGAUCACUGA
Messenger RNA from Pediculus humanus corporis (human body louse), 1956 nucleotides. RefSeq lists its product as uncharacterized. The record is from RefSeq and is a predicted model, not a curated record. The transcript is spliced from 10 exons. Bases 1 to 1956 code for a protein of 651 amino acids. Lineage: Eukaryota; Metazoa; Arthropoda; Insecta; Psocodea; Pediculidae. Gene Ontology annotation, molecular function: oxidoreductase activity, acting on metal ions.